AUGCGCACCUCAGAGCAGGUGCAGCCGCAGCCUGCAGACAAGCCAGGGAGCUUUGAGGUCGAUGGAGACACCAGUGGAGCGCGGCCCAGCUCCGCAUGCCAGGCGAUUGCGCACGGCGUAGCGCCAGCGGAGCCUGUCCCUGAUGCUGACGCAUCGGACGCCGCCGGCAGCAGGCAUCCGGCGACCAACCGCAGCGGCGGCGCCGCCGAGGGCGACAAGCACGAACGGACGCUCUUUUUCGCAAAGGUUGCGCCCAGCGCGGCGCCUGAAGAGGUGCGGCGCGCCUUCGAGGCGUUCGGCCCCGUAGAGGAGGUCAACCUCUUCCGCGCCUGGGCGACGGCGCGCUCCUCGAAAGGCUGCGGGCUCAUCACCAUGGCGACCCCCGCCGGCGCCGCCGCGGCGCGCGAGGCGCUCAACGGGAAGCACGUCUGGGAGGGCGCGGACGCGCCCAUGGUGCUGGAAUGGAUGGCACCGGAGAAGCUGGGCGCGAAGCGCGACGGCGCCGCCGCGAGCAAGGCGGCCGCCGCGGCCGAGCGCGCGGCGGCGGCGGCGGCGGCAGCGGCCCAGCAUGCGCCCGUGGCCGCGCCGCCGUCUCAAGUAGCUGCCGCCGCCGUUAAGCAGCGGCGAGCGGCGCCGCGCGCGCCGCCGGGCUCAAGUGGCAGUAUGCUGGUUGAGUCCGGCGUCAUGGGCGGCGCCCCGCAUUCGGGGGCGUCCCUUCCAAACGGCGUUCAUGCCGACGCAAACUUCUCCGCCCCGGCAACCCUGCCGGGCCCCAGCUUCCUGCAGCUGCCCGCCAGCUUCCAGGCGCCCGCGACCCCCGCGACCCCCGCCCAGCCGCCGCCCUUGCUCGCGCCCCCUGUGGGCGCCGCGGCCGCAUGGCCGGCGGCGACGGAGCAGCCGCGCGUCGUGUACGUGCCCGCCUUUGACGCGGCGGGCGCUGCACGGGUGCAGGCGCCGCAGCCGCAGCCGCUGGCGCAGUUUCCGGCGCAGCCGCCGGCGCCAUUCCUCGCGGCAGAGCCCAUGCAGGUGGUCGCGGUGCUGCCGCCCGGCACUGCAUUCAUCGCCGCCGACGGCAGCGUCAACUUCAGCGGCGGGGGCGACGCCGCCUGCGCCUCUGCUGCCGUCAGCGAUGCCUCUUUCUCUUGCGGCGCCCCGAGCCCCGGCCCCCGCGUCGGUGUCGCCGGCACUGACGCCGUGGUGGCCCCUUUCAGCAGCGCCGGGAGCUAUGCAAGCCUGCGUUUCCCUGCUGCUUCCGCUCUUACAAGCAGCAGCGUCGGCGGCGAUGGCGGGUUGCAAUUGGGGGACGCUUGCGGCGCGCUCGGCGGGCAGCAGAUUGGCCACCCCUUCAGCUUCCAGGCGCCGCAGCAGGUGAGCGUGCCGCGCGCGAGCGCACCUCACCCUGCUGCGGAACCUGCUGCGCUGCGGACGAACGGGCGCCGCUCAGCCAUGCGCCCCCCCCCCUCCUCGUGCACCCCCGCUUAA
Messenger RNA from Monoraphidium neglectum, 1482 nucleotides. Its product is annotated as RNA-binding protein. NCBI's taxonomy places the organism in Eukaryota, Viridiplantae, Chlorophyta, Chlorophyceae, Sphaeropleales, Selenastraceae. The transcript has 2 exons. The coding region runs from base 1 to 1482 and encodes 493 amino acids. Gene Ontology annotation, molecular function: RNA binding. The record is from RefSeq and is a predicted model, not a curated record.